Cajanus cajan (pigeon pea) is the source of this 852-nucleotide messenger RNA. The record is from RefSeq and is a predicted model, not a curated record. Lineage: Eukaryota; Viridiplantae; Streptophyta; Magnoliopsida; Fabales; Fabaceae.
UAUAUCGCAUCAAACUACCUGGUCCUCCAACAGAAAUUGGUGAAGGGAAACCUGAAAACCAAAAUCAUGCCAUAAUAUUUACUCGUGGAGAAGCCUUGCAGACCAUAGACAUGAAUCAGGAUAAUUAUUAUGAAGAAGCUUUCAAAAUGAGAAAUGUAUUGGAAGAAUUCCGGAGAGGACAUAGUGGGCAACGGAAACCCACCAUAUUGGGCAUAAGGGAGCAUAUAUUUACUGGAAGUGUUUCUUCACUUGCUUGGUUUAUGUCAAACCAGGAGACCAGCUUUGUGACCAUUGGCCAGCGAAUUUUAGCAAAUCCUUUAAGGGUCCGGUUUCAUUAUGGUCAUCCUGAUAUAUUUGACAGAAUCUUCCACAUAACAAGAGGUGGCAUAAGCAAAGCAUCAAAAGUUAUAAACUUAAGUGAGGAUAUAUUUGCAGGGUUCAAUUCAACUCUCCGUCAAGGAUUUAUCACACAUCAUGAAUAUAUACAAGUAGGUAAAGGGCGUGAUGUGGGCAUGAAUCAGAUAUCACUCUUCGAGGCUAAGGUUGCAAAUGGAAAUGGAGAACAAUCACUUAGCCGUGAUGUUUAUCGACUUGGACGACGAUUUGACUUCUUCAGAAUGUUGUCGUUCUACUUUACAACAGUUGGUUUCUACUUCAGUAGCAUGUGAUGCAUGUAACUUUGAAAGACCAAAUUGAUGGUUUCCACUUAAGUUUAAUUCAGGCUCAUUCAGCAUCGUGUUGACUUUUGAAAGUUGAGGAUAGACAAAAUAUAACUGUGUUGACUGUGUAUGUGUUCUUAUAUGGACGUUUAUAUAUGGUUUUGAGUGGAGUUGAGAGAGAAAUUCUUCAAAG